AUGCCUUUGAAAUGGAAAACGAGCUCUCCUGCUAUCUGGAAAUUCCCAGUUCCUGUGCUUAAAACCUCCAGGUCUUCGCCACUUUCACCGGCAUACAUAUCUCUGGUGGAAGACGAAGACCCUCACAUGAAAGUGGCUCUUGUUAACAGCGAUAUGGGCUUGGCUGCCCACCUGCAGUCAUCUAAGACAGGAACUGCACGGUUUUUCACGAGCAAUACCCAUAGUUCAGUGGUGUUACAGGGCUUUGACCAGCUUCGUGUUGAAGGAUUACUUUGUGAUGUGAGCCUAGUCCCUGGAGACGGAGACGAAGCCUUCCCUGUUCACAGGGCCAUGAUGGCAUCUGCUAGUGAUUACUUCAAGGCUAUGUUCACAGGUGGCAUGAAAGAACAAGAUUUAAUGUGCAUUAAGCUCCAUGGGGUGAAUAAAGUCGGGCUGAAGAAAAUCAUCGAUUUCAUUUACACGGCCAAACUCUCUCUGAAUAUGGACAACCUUCAAGAUACACUCGAAGCUGCAAGCUUUUUGCAGAUCCUGCCUGUCCUGGACUUCUGCAAGGUGUUUCUGAUAUCUGGGGUAUCUUUGGAUAACUGCGUCGAAGUGGGGCGCAUUGCCAAUACCUACAACCUCACCGAAGUGGACAAAUACGUGAACAACUUCAUCCUGAAGAACUUCCCUGCUGUCCUGAAUAGCGGCGAGUUUGUGAAACUCCCCUUUGAACGGCUGGCCUUUGUGCUUUCCAGUAACAGCCUUAAGCACUGCAGUGAGCUUGAUCUCUUCAAGGCCGCCUGUCGCUGGCUCCGCUAUGAUGAGCUGCGGAUGGAGUUUGCUUCCAAGCUGAUGAAGAAUAUUCGCUUUCCCCUGAUGACACCACAAGAUCUCAUUAAUUACGUGCAAACUGUGGACUUUAUGAGAACGGACAAUACUUGUGUGAACUUGCUUCUGGAAGCCAGCAACUACCAAAUGAUGCCCUACAUGCAGCCCGUGAUGCAGUCAGAGAGGACCGCCAUCCGCUCCGACAGUACUCACCUGGUGACCUUGGGAGGCGUCCUGAGACAGCAGCUGGUGGUCAGCAAGGAAUUGAGAAUGUAUGAUGAGAAGGCCCACGAAUGGAAAUCCCUAGCCCCCAUGGAUGCCCCACGAUAUCAGCACGGCAUCGCAGUCAUCGGAAACUUCCUCUAUGUCGUCGGUGGCCAGAGUAAUUAUGACACAAAAGGCAAAACAGCAGUUGACACCGUCUUCAGAUUUGAUCCCCGUUACAAUAAAUGGAUGCAGGUUGCAUCACUGAAUGAAAAGCGCACCUUUUUCCACCUGAGCGCCCUCAAGGGCCAUCUGUAUGCCGUGGGUGGCCGCAAUGCAGCUGGGGAACUAGCACAGCAGGAGGGCGAAGGGAUUGCUUUGCGGCAGGCUGCGGUAGACCCCUGCCGAGGGCCCUGGGAAACCCCCCCGGGGUAA
Messenger RNA from Gracilinanus agilis (Agile Gracile Mouse Opossum), 1449 nucleotides. RefSeq names its product kelch like family member 13 (gene KLHL13). Gene Ontology annotation, cellular component: Cul3-RING ubiquitin ligase complex. NCBI's taxonomy places the organism in Eukaryota, Metazoa, Chordata, Mammalia, Didelphimorphia, Didelphidae. Bases 1 to 1449 code for a protein of 482 amino acids. The record is from RefSeq and is a predicted model, not a curated record. Gene Ontology annotation, molecular function: ubiquitin-protein transferase activity; cullin family protein binding. The transcript has 6 exons. Gene Ontology annotation, biological process: regulation of cytokinesis; protein ubiquitination.